Molecule: messenger RNA, 3903 nt
Organism: Varanus komodoensis (Komodo dragon)
Lineage: Eukaryota; Metazoa; Chordata; Lepidosauria; Squamata; Varanidae
Gene: DCAF5
Product: DDB1 and CUL4 associated factor 5
Exons: 9
Coding region: 16-2865 (949 amino acids)
Biological process (GO): negative regulation of fatty acid biosynthetic process
Cellular component (GO): cytoplasm; Cul4-RING E3 ubiquitin ligase complex
Molecular function (GO): protein binding
Source: RefSeq, a predicted model, not a curated record
ACCAGCACCAGCACCAUGAGGAGGAGAGCUGGCCUGGGGGGCAGCAUGAGGUCAGUAGUGGGCUUCUUGUCCCAGAGGGGCUUGCAGGGAGACCCCCUGCUCACCCAGGACUUUCAGAGGAGACGCCUGCGAGGCUGUAGAAACCUCUACAAGAAGGAUCUCCUGGGCCACUUCGGCUGUGUCAAUGCCAUUGAAUUCUCCAACAAUGGAGGCCAGUGGCUGGUCUCAGGUGGAGAUGACCGUCGAGUUCUACUGUGGCAUAUGGAACAAGCAAUCCACUCCAGAGUCAAGCCUAUUCAGCUCAAAGGAGAGCAUCAUUCUAACAUCUUCUGCCUAGCUUUUAAUAGUGGCAACACCAGAGUCUUUUCUGGAGGUAAUGAUGAACAGGUUUUGCUCCAUGAUGUUGACAGUGGUGAAACCUUGGAUGUAUUUGCCCAUGAGGAUGCAGUGUAUGGGCUUUCAGUGAGUCCAGUGAAUGAUAAUGUUUUUGCAAGCUCAUCUGAUGAUGGCCGAGUUCUCAUUUGGGAUAUCAGAGAAUCUUCCCAGGGAGAGCCUUUCUGCUUGGCAAGUUAUCCAUCAGCCUUUCAUAGUGUGAUGUUCAAUCCAGUAGAGCCUAGAUUACUGGCCACUGCCAACUCAAAAGAAGGUGUAGGACUCUGGGACAUUCGCAAACCCCAAAGUUCCCUGCUUCGGUAUGGUGGAAACCUAUCACUUCAGAGUGCCAUGAGUGUGCGGUUUAACAGCAAUGGAACACAGCUGCUUGCUCUCAGACGUCGACUGCCACCAGUCCUUUAUGACAUCCACUCCCGUCUACCUGUCUUCCAGUUUGAUAACCAGGGUUACUUUAACUCUUGCACCAUGAAAAGCUGCUGUUUUGCAGGCGAUCGUGAUCAGUACAUUCUCUCUGGCUCUGAUGACUUCAAUUUAUACAUGUGGAGAAUUCCUCCAGAUCCAGAAGCUGGUGGAAUUGGCAGGGUGGUUAAUGGUGCCUUUAUGGUCUUGAAAGGACAUCGUUCCAUUGUGAACCAGGUUCGGUUUAAUCCUCACACCUACAUGAUCUGCUCCUCCGGCGUGGAAAAGAUUAUAAAGAUCUGGAGUCCGUAUCGGCAGCCGGGUUGCACAGGAGAUCUGGAUGGUAAAAUCGAGGAUGAUUCGCGAUGUCUGUAUACUCAUGAAGAGUACAUCAGUCUUGUGCUGAACAGCGGCAGUGGCCUGUCCCAUGAUUAUGCCAAUCAGUCAGUCCAGGAGGAUCCACGAAUGAUGGCCUUCUUUGACUCCCUGGUCCGCAGAGAGAUUGAGGGAUGGAGCUCAGAUUCAGACAGUGACCUCAGUGAAAGCACUCUCCUGCAGCUGCAUGCAGGAGUAAGCGAACGCUCAGGUUACAGUGAAUCUGAGUCCUCGGCUUCUCUGCGUCACUCCCCACCUCACAUGACGGAAGAAUCCGAUGAACCUGCAUACAAUUUGGGAACCUUGAGACCUACUGAAUCUUCACCCACAAGAGAAACUGUGGCCGUUCGUCAGCAGAGGUUAUCUGCAUUGAGGAGGUAUCAAGACAAAUGUCUUCUUGCUCUUUCUAAUGAGUCUGAUUCUGAUGAAAAUACCUGUGAAACUGAGUUGGAUGCUGAUCUUUUUCCAAGGCCGAGGUCCCCAAGCCCUGAAGAGAAUGAAUCCAGCAGUUCCAGUAGCAGCAGCAGCAGCGAAGAUGAGGAGGAGCUGAAUGAGCGGCAUGCCGCAACCCGGCAGCGCAAUGCACUGAGGCGCAGACAGAAGCCACAGAAGGAAGAAAGGACUAAUGCAAACAGAGAAAACACAAGCACCUAUAUAGGUGAAGACCUCUAUGAUUACCCUCAGAUCAAAGUGGACGACCUCUCACCUUCUCCUGCUUCAUCUCCUGAAAGGAGUACUGCAAAUGCAGAAGUCCGCAAAGAAAAAAUAUCCUCAUGCUCAGAAACUGAAUCUGUAGACAGGAAGAUCUACAAAGCUUUCAGGUGGCUUCAUUAUUCUUAUAUGUCAUAUGCAGCUAAUAAAGAUGGUGAAUCCUCACGCGGAGGUGGAGAAAGUGAGGGGAGACCAGGAACUAGCAGAAAAAGUCAAGGUGGCCAGGAUCCUUCUAUUGAAAACUGUAACAAAGAAAACUUAAAGGAACGUAGCUCAGCAGAAAACUCCAGAAACAGUCAAGAUUAUGAUCAUGAUAAUCGGCGACAGCUAGAAGACCAGGAAAGCCUUGCUCAAGAUACUGGGAGUAGUGGGUCUGUGGAUCAUGCUUUUGAAUCCAAGAAGCUCAAUGGAAAAGCCAUUUGCAAAGAACGAAGCAGUUACAUUGAAGAACCAUGCAAUCAGUCUGCAGGAUUUGUGGAGCAGAAAAAUAACCAGAAUUGUCAACCAGCAUCCAGCCACAACCCAUUGGCUGUUUCUAAGGAUACAUUUUCUAUUACUGCCAAUUCUAGUGGAUCCGGAAAUUGCCCUAGAAGCCCCGCAGAUGACAAUGAGGACAGGAGCACUGACAAUUCCUGCUCGAAUCACAAUAAUGGGCACUUACACUCUCGCUCUUCUUACCUUAACAAGAGACAGAGCGUUGGAGAGCAGGAGGCCCUGGCCCAAGGAAGACAAUUACUUUUAAAUGCUGAUAAUGGCAGUCUUGUGCAGACAUGCACAUCCUUGCAUAAGGAAUGCUGCCUGUCUGCAACAGACUCUUCCAGUCACAGCAUGAGCAAGAAAGAGGAUGUGGCCGAGUUGCAUCCCGCAGAUAGUGAUGGCACGCAAAUCCAUGGACGGCAGAAAAGGCACAGAGCAGAGUUUGAAGACACAGAUUCUGAGAAGUCUUCCUCAGAAAAGAAGUUAAAAACACAUGCAGCCUGGUUCUGAAAUGUUGCAUUUCCAGCUCUCCAUUCCAUUCUUCACCGGGUCUAUUUUAAAUUGCCAGGGGCUAUGUUGUAUAAAAAAAAUCUAAUCAACUCCUUUAAAAUGAGACUGCGUAUAGUGUACCCUUACAAGGUUUUGUUCAAGUAAAUCCUUAUUCAGACAGUUGACUUAUUCUUGUGUGAUGUGUGGUGUUUCUUCAGCUAGCUACCUAAUGUAGCUAUUGUACAUUUUAUUCUUCUGAAAAGAAUUAUUUGUGUGUUGAUACUGUGGGUUUUAUAGUCUCAUUCAGUUGAGCAAUAGGCAAAUUACAUCCUAUGACUGAUGCUUUCAGAGUGUGUUUUCUCUACAAGAAAAUGCGGGGUGGGUGGGAUUGGAUGUAGCUUUUUAACCCUUUCCUGUGCUUUUGAAGUCUUAAAAAAGAGUGACUCACUCUUGGUUCAGAAGCAUCUUCAUGGUUUAUGUAUGUGAAGUAAUAGACAUCUGUUUGUACUUAAGGUAAUCUGAUUGCUCAUUCAAGAGGCAGAAGAUGGUUUUCUUUGAUCUAGACACUUGUUAAGGUAGCAUCUAUAAUGACCUUUUUCUCUCAGAUUAACUCUCACCCAUUGCAAUGUAGCCAUAUUUGUCACUAAGCUGGAAGGCAGACUCAACUCCAGUUUUAAAUAAAUCAGAGGUAUGAUCCUGGAGUGGCAUUGACCUUCUCAUUGGCCCAUUUGCUGUCCCCAAACUUUGAACAGAUUACAAAAUAACUUGUAGCAAAGCUACAUAUCUCGCAUCUGCAUAUUGGUGGCACAGUCCAGAAAAGAUGGUUAGCGUUAAUCAAAGGAGAAGAUGCGUAAUGAUGUACCUAACAGAAACUAACUGUGAGCGUGAAUUGAAUCUUGAGAUCUGAUUCUUCUCUGUUUCUUUCUUUUUUUUUAAAGAACUGAUCUUAUUUGGAACAAUAGCCUGACUUUAGAGACCCUGAUUUUACAGUCCUGCACUACAGUACAAAAAGUGCAGAUUGAUGUAUGGUUUCCAAUUAAACAAAUAUUUUUGUGUGUA